Messenger RNA from Dermacentor silvarum, 5356 nucleotides. Its product is annotated as spondin-1. Gene Ontology annotation, biological process: cell adhesion. Gene Ontology annotation, cellular component: extracellular matrix. Gene Ontology annotation, molecular function: serine-type endopeptidase inhibitor activity. The coding region runs from base 164 to 2806 and encodes 880 amino acids. The record is from RefSeq and is a predicted model, not a curated record. The transcript has 16 exons. Lineage: Eukaryota; Metazoa; Arthropoda; Arachnida; Ixodida; Ixodidae.
UUCGCCGGCCGCGCAGGCCCCGAGUUUUCGCUCGGAGGCCCGAUACCGGCGCGGCCGUGCGUCGCACUCAGACCCGCAUCGACCGUCGACGCGGUCGGGCCCUCACGCAGUCGAGGACGUCGCCCACGGGUACGCGUGCUCUUGCCUCCGCCGCCGCAUCCUCAUGGCUCAGAGACGCGGCGUGUUCGGACCCUUGGCUCUGGGCACCGCGCUGGCGUCCGCGGUACUCGCGGCUGCCCUGUCGCUGCCCCCGGCCUCGAUGGCCCUGACGCUGGCUCCGGACCCCGAGUCCGGAACAGAGCCCGGCGACGUCGUCGGACCCACGCCGCACCGACCCCGGUACCUGGGACCCUGCAACCGGGUGCCGCCUGGCGUGGUCACCGAGCGCUCGCCGGGCUACAACAACUUCAGCAUCGUCAUCUCGGGCAACCCGAAGAAGUACGUGCCCGGAGAAGCGUACACGGUAUCCAUACAAGGGCGCAAAGAGGCGCUUGGGGGAGCCACGUCGCAGAAGUUUAUAGGAUUCAUGCUAGUAGUUGAAUCCCAGGAUCAAAAUAGAAUCACCCAAGACGUGGGAAGUUUUCAGUUAUUCGGCGAUGCGUUGUCUAAAUUUUCAGAAGACUGCCCGCACGCGGUGGUGCAGACUUCGCUCGUGCACAAGGCAGAGGUCAGCGUGCUGUGGGUCGCACCGCCGGCGGGCUCCGGAUGCGUUCUAUUCAAAGCCACAGUAGUGGAAAAUCGGGACGCAUGGUACAUGGACGAAGGAGAAUUAACUAAGGAGCUAUGCCAAGAAGAGCAGCAGAACGACGACGAGCAACCAGAAGUGCUUGACGAAUGUUGCGCCUGCGACGAAGCCAAGUACGAGAUGACCUUCGAGGGACUCUGGUCGAGAUACACGCACCCCAAGGGAUUCCCGGACAACGAGUGGCUGACCCAUUUUUCGGACAUAAUCGGUGCCUCGCACGCGGCUGACUUCAAGAUGUGGGAGUACGAGGGAUUCGCCUCGGAGGGAGUCAAGAGCGUCGCCGAGCACGGCGCCACCAAGAAGCUCGAGUCCGAGCUCAAGGCCAAGUCGGGCAAGAUCAGGACCAUUGUCAAGGCCCGCGGUCUGUGGUACCCGAACGUGAACGGGAAGACGUUCGCCGUGUUCCGCGUGGACAAGAAGCACCACGUGAUGUCUGUACUCUCCAUGCUGGGCCCGAGCCCGGACUGGAUCGUGGGCGUCAGCUCGCUCGAGCUCUGCCUCAAGAACUGUUCCUGGAUCACCGAGAAGACCAUGAACCUCUAUCCAUGGGACGCAGGGACCAGCGAGGGCGUCACGUACGUCAUUGGUCAGCGCGAAGCCACAUCACCCCAACAGCGGAUCCAGAAGAUCUCGUCGAGCCACCCGCACCACCCAGACUCGCCUUUCUACGACCCCACCGGGGCUCCGAUGAAACCCGUGGCCCGCUUGACGGUCACGAGGCAGCGUAUCUACGAGAAGUCAUGCGACGAAGACGUCGAACCCAACACGCCAGCGCCGCUGGAGACGCCUUCUCCCAUCGACCUGAGGCCCGAGUGCGCCGUCACAGAGUGGUCCAGCUUCGGGUCAUGCAGCGUGACUUGCGGACAGGGCGUGAGAACGCGGACUCGCAACUUCAUCAUGCGCGACAAGGCGUUCAUGUUCAAUUGCAAGACGCAACUGGUCGACCGGGAGGUGUGCGAGAUUGACUGCGCCGGGGGCGUGAGCUGUGAGACGACGCCGUGGAGUGAGUGGAGCGAGUGCAGCGUCACCUGCGGCAAAGGUGUGCGCAUCCGGCAGCGAAAGUACAAGCAGCACAUGGCCAGGAAGCGCUGCACGCUCGAUCUCAUGGAGAAGGAGAUGUGCGUCGCCGACAUGCCAACAUGCAAGGACGCCCCCGAAGUGCUGGACCCGAACUGCGCGGUGACCCAGUGGGCGGAGUGGUCUCCGUGCACGGCCACCUGCGGCAAAGGCAUUAAGGUCCGCACGCGGGCCUACCUGAACGCCAUGGCGGCCGCCAUGGCCAUGUGCAACGUGGAGCAGAUUCAGAAGGCCCCCUGCAUGGCCGAGAACGCCGACUGCAAGAUCGACAGCCAGGAGGCGCACGAAAUCUGCCUGCUGCCCAAGGACAUCGGACCGUGCCGGGGCUACUUCCCACGCUGGUACUACGACUCCACCAAGCGCAUGUGCUUGCAAUUCGUCUACGGUGGAUGCCGCGGCAACAGGAACCGAUUCGAGCGAUAUGCGGAGUGCAACAAAAUGUGCGAGGUCACAAUAUCACAGAUAACUCAAGGACUCCUGUCGCCUUCGGCACUGGGCCAAAGCUACGCCAUGAAAGACACCACUCUGCACGUCGAAAAGGGCCUUGUCUGUGCGCCCAUCGGCAAGCUCAACGGCAUGGCGCCGGUCAACGUGCUGCCGACGACGAGCGACGAGCCGACGUCGCCUGUCAUCGACUGCGUGCUGACGCCGUGGUCGCAGUGGGGGUCCUGCUCCAAGACAUGCGGCAACGGCCGUCGGGAGCGGCGGCGCAUGAUCAAGCUGAACCCGCAGAACGGCGGCAAGCCGUGUCCCAAGCGACUGGUCCAGAGACGAAAGUGCAAGGAGAACCCGCCAUGCCCGGUGGACUGCAUGCUGACGCCGUGGAGUGAGUGGCGUCCCUGCUCCAAGACUUGCGGACCGGGAGCCGUGCAGGAGCGACAUCGCACCAUCAAGCGGCACCCGAAGAACGGAGGAUCCAGCUGUGACGCCACUUUCGAACGGCGCUACUGCACGCUUCCACCGUGCGACUACCGCCGCCGCUAGCCGCCGGGAAGGCCGCUUGGCCAUCCCACCCGCAGCGGGACGGCGCACUAUCCUGUGCCAAACUGAAAGUUACCUGGUACGAGUACUUCAAGACGCCACCCGACACGACUGCACACAUAUCGCCUGGGCCUUCGACCUCUAUCCAGUUUUUUCUCUCGACCACCACGCACACGUCAACGAAUCGACUACCGCCUCUGCUAUCACGCUGCUGCGUAGCGCUGCUAUAGAACGCUGCUCUUAGACCGCAGAGCUCUGUAGGCUUACUCGCAUUCAGUUGUUCCCUUGAAGACGCAUCUCUCAACGCUGGUUAGCGAUGUUUUGCUGUUUCGAAGAUAGUUAAAGAAGAAAACGGUGCUGAGAAAACAAAGAAACCAGCUCCAUAUGGCAUCAAGCUCCUUCUCGCCGACUUGCACUACUACUGCUACUACUGCUGCUGCUACUACUCAUCUACGCUGCACAAGGUCACUGCACCACGUGACUCCUGCUCCACACGCUCGCUGAUUUCGCUGUUCCUUUCGCCUUUCGCCAAAGUCGGCGCACGCUGUAUAGAUAGACGUAAGGCUGCUUCGUAGGGCACAAUCGCAUUUCACUGAUCGUAGGAAUGCGUCUACCAAAGAACGACGUCGAGUGUACGCCACGUGCACAGAACGCCGAGCUUCCAUAUACGUUCGAGACUCAGCGAAAGGGGCCCGCAGUUGCCUCAAAACUGAGGCCGGAACAAUAAUGCAAGCAGGUGCCGCGGCUACUGCUUGCUUUUGUUCGAAGUAAUUGUUAGUAAUAAUCCAGUGUUCGUAUAAAAGAGUGUACGACGUUGUAAAAAAAAAGAGAGUCCCGGUGAAAUUCUCCCCGUGUGAUUAAUAAUAGCUCGUGUGUUGUGUCGUUAUGCUUUGUGUGUACUUCCAGCUUGCAUUGUAAAUAUCCCUUGCACCAGUUGGCUGGUCCGAAAGCAAGGUCGUUACAAGUUGGCAGCCUAUAUAAGUUCCUCGAUAAACGUGUGACACGUGAGCUUCCCGUUGAAAGAGUAAAGCGCGAAGAAACCUCUACCCUCAUUUCUGCCUAUAUUCUAAACGAUUGUCUGAGUACCAACGCUUCGGGAAGAAGGAAUGACCUCGGCUUGUUGCAGUACCGGAAGGCUCAGGUUUAUGGUGCACUGCUCAGACUGAUAUCUGAUCGUUUUCACUGUCGAUAUGACAGUACAUAUUUGCUGCUUACUUCAUGAAGCAUCUAAAUAAAGUAUGGACCCUUUGGACAUACAAGUUUUGACUACAUUCAGCGAUUAAGCACCCCUCGACGCAGCAUAACUGCAUAUGCUCGUUCGCAAGAGGUUCCCACGCCCAGCUUCUGUCUUAAGAAAUUAUCUCUCCAGUCAGAAGACAAUUUGAUUUAUGAGAAUUCUCUCGCUGGUGAACGGUUGAGAAAGACUAAGAUCAUUUCGCAAACCUGUGAGCUGCUACACUCAGAACAUAACGUUUUCUCCAUCCUUACGAGAACGCCUGUGCGGAAUAUAUAGGCGUGCUGAAGUCAAAGUACUUUGUCAUCAUCUAAUAACAACCGGGUUUCACUGAACCAGUAGCCGAAAGCGUUUUGUUUUUAGAAGUUUCCUACGACACGUGAAGCAAAAUCUCCGGUGGCACGAGAUAGAAGUUCACAUCCUUCCCCGGCUUGGAGCUCAUGAUCUGGUGCUAUCGGCCAAUCGUCAAAUUGAUCCUAUACGUUUCAUAUUGCAAAUGAUUACUGAAUUCAAGCGGUGUGACGUCUUGCGAAAACAUAUUUACGUUUUGGUCGGCGUCUUACUAUAGGACCGCUCAACAAAUGGUAGCACACUAUAAGACAUGGCACAGCAUUAAAGACUUUUUCAGUGUUCAACUUUUCCCCGUGAAAAGAAUGUGAAGGGGGGACAAAAUUAACGAUCCGUACGAUAUAACACGUUUGUGCAUGACGUCCCAAGAGCUCCCGCUAAAACGUUUUCAAGCCGAUAUCACGCGCCUCUAAUAAGAAUAACGAUACCGAAAACAAGAACUUAGUUGCCACAUGGUUAUCUUUCAGUGUACCGCAUAGCUUUCUAAACAUGCGUCCUGAGGCUCAUCCGUAAUCUACGAGACACUGUCGGACACUUCGCUGACCACAUGUAAGCUUUGUUUCUGACAUACACGUCAUAGAACUUGCAGCACUGCAAAGAUCCUCCCACUGUUUCCCGGUGUCCCCUGUAAUCUAAGUCCCGUCGUUCAUGGCAUGGCUCUGGGAUGUCUCAAGCCAAAAGAACAUCGGCCGCUUUGCCCGGUCAUCGCCAUUUCCACGUCUUCCGAACGCGCCUUCAAAAGUGACCGCGGCUAUUUUCGAGUUGGUCAAAGGCAGCUAAGAAAAGAAGGCUUCUUUUUCAAGCGCUUUCGCAUUUCUGCAUGUAUCUAUCUCUUUCUGUGUGUGUACAUGUUUAUUCUGUAAACGCAACUAAACAUAGGUGGUGCCUUUAUGAAAACGAAAAAAAAAAGGGGAAGGUCAUUCGCAUCCUUGUUGCCCCGUUUCAGUUCCUCAACUUUUUUUCUUCCCUUU